Molecule: messenger RNA, 357 nt
Organism: Protopolystoma xenopodis
Lineage: Eukaryota; Metazoa; Platyhelminthes; Monogenea; Polystomatidea; Polystomatidae
Source: the annotation of a GenBank genome assembly
AUGAGAUCCAAAUCAGGGCACGUCAUCGAAUUUUUCUUGUUCCGCCAUAUCCCUGAUUAUCUUAAAAUACAGGUUGAUCAGCUUCCUGGAGUGCCCCGUUAUCGUGACGCUAUCAGUCGCAUUUUACGUGAUAGCUUCGCUAAAAACCUCACGGCUCGUUUUGAGUUGCCUAAAAGGCCCCGAAAGAAGCAUAAUCCUUUUCCUGGUACUAUUGCCGAUAUUUACGGCCCUCUACUUGUAGUGCCUGGUGCCGAUGAGCCAGGUCCUCUUCAAGAAUAUUCGGAUUCCGUUAUCUCUCUAUAUGGUCUUCAGCCCAGUCGUUUCGAAGCCUAUCCACUGAAAAAUCAAUCUGGAUGA